Messenger RNA from Fimicolochytrium jonesii, 4863 nucleotides. RefSeq lists its product as uncharacterized. The record is from RefSeq and is a predicted model, not a curated record. The transcript is spliced from 4 exons. Bases 1 to 4863 code for a protein of 1620 amino acids. Gene Ontology annotation, molecular function: actin binding; small GTPase binding. Lineage: Eukaryota; Fungi; Chytridiomycota; Chytridiomycetes; Spizellomycetales; Powellomycetaceae. Gene Ontology annotation, biological process: actin cytoskeleton organization.
AUGUACAGGCCUUCGUUUCCCACAGAGCAGUCCAGGCGAAGUUCCGACGCCUUUCAUGGGCAUUCGCUGAAGAGUUCCGUGGAAGGGAAGCUGGCGAAGCUGGAAAAGCUGGGGAGCAAGCUUUUUAAGGGUGGGAGUGCCGGAGAUGAUAGAGUUGCUCCGGGUGGUCAAGAUGCGCUUCGCCGCUCCUUUGAACUUAUGCUGGACGAGAGAGGGAUAUCGGGACCAGCAAGAACGCAUAUGCUUCGCUUUGACGAUACCAGAAAGAAGCGCUUGAUAAUGGAUUGGCGGCAGACACGACCCAAAGACCAGUUGGGAACAAAUCGGCCUGGGUCUGGUUCAGGCUCAAGUGCACAUAGCCCCGCAGCUUCCCCGCGCACGAGUGUCUCCAGCGAUACCGCAGACAGACUGGAACAACAGUUCUUGAUUGUUUUGGAUAGACUGAACAUAACAGGUUCUGCUCGGAGCACUAUGAUUCGAACCCUGGACACGAAGAAGAAGGCCGAGGUCAUUCAGCAAUACCGCAGACGUCGAGAGCUUGAGAAACAAGGGGAUGCCGAUCGUCCGGCAUCACAGGCAUAUGCCGGGGAAGGGCGUUCAUCAUCGAGCGGAAGAGUCUCGCAAACAACCCCUUACCCAUCAGAAGGAGGGCAGCAGCUGGAAGGCCCGGCUUUGGAGGGUGCGUUCCGAGCAGUACUGAAUGCGCUGGAUAUUCAAGGAUCUGCCCGUGACAAUAUGCUGAAGAUGGACUGGAGGCAUCAGAUGGACAUCAUAAAACAAUAUCAAAACGUGCGCCGCCGUAGUAGUGGGCAGGAUGCGCGGAAACGAUCGGCAUAUGAAGGUGGACCCGCAUCCCCAUCUGGCAGGCGCAUCUCCCAGCGUGAUAGUCCUGAGCGAUGGGAUUCCCUGGCCGAUCAAUCGAAUGCCACGUCGCCCGUUGGAGAGUAUUCGCCGCAGCAGUUCAUAGCAUUCCUGGGCAACAGAAACACACCGAUGAAGGCUCUGUACCGCCAUUUGACAGCAUUUCGCAUAACACUAUCUCUCUCUGGGCAAGAAUAUAUCCGCAAUGUUGUGAAUGCCGACAUGGCGGAGAUCGGGCCAAGGGGAAGCCGCGGGAUGUCAGCAUUUGAGGUGGUAUUGGACCGAAUAGCCGAAGCGAAACAUUCAAGACGCUCCGGGACAGCACCGGAGUUUUUGAGAGGGCCGAGGCCUAUGUACCUCCCUGCCAAUCUGCAACACCAACAGCGAGGAGGGCAUGCCUCGUACGCGGAUGCGGUCAUGGAGGACGAACUUGCGUUGGAAGCUAUUCGCUGUGUGAAGCUGAUCUUGAAUGCGAAUAUGGCCUAUGCGUCGGUUGUAGCCUCACCGAAUCUCAUGAGCCAUCUGGUGAAUUGUCUGGAAGCUCCCGCCAACUCAACUACCAACAUGGCAAAGCCAGAUGUGCGGGCUCGCCGAGCGAACUUAUCGUUGAGAUCAGCUGUCGCUGGUCUUUUAGGCCCGUUGUGCUUACUUUCGGAAACGGGACGAACGAACGCGUUGCAGUCUAUGACAGACCUUGCAAUCGCACAGAGAGAGCCGGCUCGCUUUAGCUUCCUGGUGCACUCACUCCUGGACCCUUUCAUUGGUCCCACGGACACAGAUCCGGAAGCACUGGGCGAAAACCAAAUACGAGACGACCCGGAUUUGCUUUGGGAAUACCGAGCGAGCGUGAUGAUUUUCAUUAAUGGCCUAAUUUCGGCGCCGGAUGAGACGCAGGAAAGAUGGCUUGUGCGGAAGGAGAUCGAGAAACGCGGCCUCAGGAGGAUAACGCAUAUAUUACGGGACCUCAAACCAUCUCCGGCCUUUACGAUACAACUGGAGGCGUACGAGGCCGAUCGGAAAGAUGACAUAGAAAUGAUGGAAGAGACUUUCAAGGAUCUGAACGCCACUUUGGAGGACCCUCGCACCAUACUAUCCGACAUGCUCAACAAGGCGAAGGCGCUCGAUUUCCCAGAACGCGCUAGCAAUCUUGUGACUGUGACUUUGAAGAACCUUCUGAACGUCAUCAGCACCCUACAGAAUAAGAGUCCAUCAUCACACGAAUCAUCAAACGGAGCAUCCUCUGCAGCACCGUCACACUUGAACGAAGAGGAUCCCACCGAAAUUUUGGCCCUGAUUGAACGGCUUACUGAAAGUAUCAACAGUGGGAUAUCCAUAGACGCAUCUCAGAACCCCAAGAUCGGGAAUGCUCGUGCAGCCAGAUUCAGUGCAAUUGCAGCUGAUUUAUUGCAGAAUGUGGAAGAGAUUGCUGGAUUUCCGAUACAAGUACAACAGGUUUUGAACGACUCGCAUGCGGGAUCGAAUAGAAUAGGAGCUGGGUCGGGUCGGAGAGCAUAUCAGAGUACCGAUGGUUAUCCUCCUACCACUCCGGGAGGAGCACAACAAGUUGUAUUCGAUCGAGUACAGUUUCCCAUGCCGGAACACGCUCGUCUUGCAGGAUAUGGACCUGGUGUUGCGCAGGUGUCCGCAGACGGGUCCUCCUCACGCCAGGGCCGCCCAUUGCCCUCAUUGCCCUCAUUGCCAGCCGACUCGCCUGAUUCUGUGCGGCCGUCAAACCCGGCACUCAACAGACUGCCACAAGGCGCUGGUAUCGGUGUCCUGUGGGAGGAGAUUCGCCGGUUGGAAGACAUCAUCACUGACCUCCGCUCGGCCUCACGAAACGACCUAUCGUCGGUCAAUCCUUUGACUUCCCGGAUGUCCUUAAUUGCAGAGGCUCCGGAAUCGGGCAAACUUGAGACUGUCAGCGUAAACCCACCCCCACCGCCACCUCCACCGCCCCCGCCUCCUCCGCCACCUCCCGCACCUGGGCCGCCACCACCUCCUGGGCCGUUAGGCGCUUUAUCGGCGUCCAAGAGUUUCAAAAUUGCAAAAGCGAGCAGAGCUAUGAAGGCCUUGCAAUGGACGAAAUUGUCCAAUCGAGCUACCGAGUCGACCAUCUGGGAGGAUGUCAUGAACAAAGCCUACGGUCGUUCAGAGAGCGACGCAAUACCUUUCGAUCGAAAGGAUUUAGAGGAACUAUUCGUGAAGGAGGAAGCUGUUGUGCGACCUGUAGUGCAAGCACCGAAAGAAGUGCAAGUCAAGAAAGUCGUCACUCUCAUCGACCAGAGGAGAGCUCAGAAUAUCGCCAUCAUGCUCGGAGGGGUGCGACUAGCUUACCGAGAUAUUCAGACUGCCAUCAUCGCCAUGGAUGACUCUGUGAUGACUUCUGAGCGUCUCAAUAGUCUCAGAACGUGGGCGCCCACGGCUGAAGAAUACGACCUUGUCCGCGCUUACGAGGGCGAUGUAGAGGAGCUCGGAAAUGCCGAAAAGUAUAUUCGGGAGAUAAUGGACAUCCCACGGUUUGGCCACAGGCUGGAACACAUGUUGUUCCGCAAGCGUUUCGAGGAAGAAGUGGUCGAAGUGGUUCCCGACAUGGAGACGGUGCUUCUUGCUUGCGAACAAGUCAAGAAUUCCGAUAAAUUGCGCAAACUUUUGAAGGAAGUCCUGAUAUUGGGCAACUACAUGAAUGGAACGUCCUUCCGUGGAGAAGCGCACGGGUUCAAGUUGGACGCACUUCUCACUUUGAAAGACAUCCGCUCGAAUGGUGCGGGAAAUCAGGUUCCCACGUUGCUCCAUUUCCUAGCGAAGAUAUUGGCCGAGAAAGAACCAGAACUCAUCGAUUUCAUUCGCGAUAUGCCGAGAGUGGACUUGGCAGCGCGGGUUUCCAUUCCAGCCUUGUUCGCCUCUAUCAAGGAACUUCGUCGCGGACUCACUGCGUUGAAAGCCGAAUUGAUGGAGGUCGAAAAGCUGGAUUCGCGACCGGAAGGCGACCAGUUCGUGUUGGUCAUGGAUGCGUUCAAGAUGAGAGCGGACGUGAAGAUCUCCGGACUCGAAUAUCAGGCGUCUGUAGCCGAAAAAAAUGUGACGGACUUGAUCGCUUUCUUUGGCGACGAUCCUACCGAACGAUCUGAUGCACCUGAAGACUUCUUCGGAAUAUUUUCUUCCUUCUCGGCGGCCCUUCAGAAAGCGCACGUAGAGAAUGCGGCAAGAGAAAAGGCAUUGCGUCAGAAAGAAGCGUACGCGGAGCGUAUGGCCCGUGCGAAGCUUGAAAAGGCCAAGUCACCCUCGGACUCGGCAACCAGCGAUGCCACUUCCGAUGCCGAGGGAGAAAGGUUCGCGGACCUCCGCAACAAAUUGCUGAGCUCGAUCGAUAUCUCAGGCGGUGUAUCAGCCACGGCGGCCGAGAAGAUCGCGAAUGCCCAAGCGCCUGUCGGGACUUUCUUAACGAUGGUCGGUGCAAACGAGGAAGCAUAUAUGAGAUUGAAACCUGUCAAAGGCCAGUUGCCAUUGUUCCAACGUGGAACAGUGCGAGGAAACCGGCCAAUCGUUCUCGACACUGACAUAACGUCGGACUUUGAGGAUGACGUCGAAGAACAAGAUGAGGAGGCCGAAGGCAAUUUCGGCAACCUGAUGAACACCACUUCGUUGUCCAUGGCUCGCAUCACAGUUCGUCAAAUGGCUUCAUCACCGAUGAAAACGCCUUCGAAAAGAACUUCGGAGAGCUUCAGACAAAUGGAGACUGAGCAUGAUUCUGACGCCUUUGAUGACUUUGAGGACGAUGCAUACCCAGAGCCAGAGGAGAACGAAGCUUCCGACGUAGAGACUCGCGAGCAUGAAGAUGACAUCUUCAUGUCACCUACACUCGACAUAAUGUCUCCUGCGGAGCACGGACCGCGGCCGCCGUCGAGCGGGCCACCCGACAAAGAACGACGCAGGCGUUCAGUUCUUAGCGAAACCCGGGUGCAAGUUCCCAAUGUUACCGUCUCCGAGCCGAAGAGCGCUUAG